Messenger RNA from Musa acuminata AAA Group (dessert banana), 2405 nucleotides. Its product is annotated as BTB/POZ domain-containing protein At3g50780. The transcript is spliced from 3 exons. NCBI's taxonomy places the organism in Eukaryota, Viridiplantae, Streptophyta, Magnoliopsida, Zingiberales, Musaceae. Bases 672 to 2279 code for a protein of 535 amino acids. The record is from RefSeq and is a predicted model, not a curated record. Gene Ontology annotation, molecular function: protein binding.
GCGCAAAGGCAUGAGCUUUAUUUAAAGGUAGAAGGUUCCACCUGGGGCUGAUGAUGAUGGCUGCUUUCGUUCUCCUCAUGCCACGAAAUUUCAGAUUUGAAUCAAAAGAGAAAGAAAAAAAAGAAUUAAUUUCUCAUGAUAAACCCCACCUGUUCCCUCUUGCUCACCUUUAAUUUGGGGGUCUAAGGAGCUCCAUGGAUUGAGAUGAGAGGGCCGGGGGAUACUGCUGAACGAUGAGUACAUUUCAAGCGAGCUGCAUGAGUAGGGUCACAAGACUGAUGAAGCAGGUGAGUGCAGCUCCUUUGGCAUGCCAUGAACAAAAGUGUGCAUGUCUGAUGCCGGAAGAUGAUGGCUCGGAAACAUCUCUGAGGGGGAAAGCAUCGACACCCGCAUUCGCUAAAGCUAAAGGUGUCGUCUUUUUCACGUCUUGGAUCUGAAGAAUGAUUUGAGGAAGCCAUCAUUUCUGUCUCCUGAUUCCAUCCAUCCCCUGUUGUGUCUCCAUUCGCACUCAGCAUUGGACCUCGGUUCCGGAUCAUCAGAGUCCCCUGGAGGAGACGGAGAGGAGCUGAGCUCCGGGCCAGUGUUCUUCCUAGGAAAGUUGAGAAGAAGGAUUCUUGUUGGGACCUGCAAGAUUGAGCUUUGUUUCCUGAAGAACGUAGCAAGCAUCAGAAAUGGCAGAUUUCACAGUUCGAAGGCUUCAACAGGGUCACACGAGGAUCAAAACUGUUCCUAUUGCGGUAACCCCGGAAGGGUUCUGGUGUUGCCCCUCCCCUGCAGCCAUCGAGAAGAACCGAAACCAUCAAGACAAGAGGAAAACAGCUUCUCCGCCGCACUCCAAGGCCUCGUCGAUUCAGAGAUCGUCACUGCCCCCCGUGGACAAAAGAUUAGUCUCGGCUCCGCUGAGGUCUAAGCUUGCUGAUGAUGACCACAUCCAUCUUAACUCUGCAACCGCCGCUUCGAUCUCCUCGAACUCCGUCGAUCGACCACAAAUGCAGAGCAUCGAGACUAAGCAACGUAAGAUAUACGCUUCCUUCGGUCGGCCAGAGACCAGCGACAUGAAAGUUACUCUGCAUGGAAAGGAAGGUUCCUCCAUGAGGAUGAGUGUUCACAGGAACAUUCUCGCAGAGCAUAGCAGCUUCUUUGCAGAUAAGCUCUCGAGGCUGUCUCCCGCAUCACAAGUCGAAAUAGCAGACUGCGAAGACGUCGAGAUCUUCCUCGAGGUCGUGGGAUUAAUGUACUGUAAAGAAAUCAAAUGCAGAUUGAUCAAGCGAAGCCUUUCACGCGUCCUUCGAAUUCUGAAGGUUGCUGAAUCACUUGGCUUCCAUGCAUGCAUCGAGUCGUGCCUGGAUUACCUGGAAGCAGUGCCUUGGGUGGAAGAAGAAGAAGAACAAAACGUGAUCUCAUCAGUCCGACACCUUCGGGAUGAUAGUUAUGGCGUCGGUCCAAUACUAGACAGAGUAGUUUCUGAUCCAUCCAACCCACCGACCGAUACGCUCGCCCAAAUAAUGGAUCUCGUCCUCGGAAGCAGUGAGGAUCGCGGCCGGCGCGAGAUGAAAUCCCUGGUGUUGAAUCUUCUGAAGGAAAGUGAUCGUGAUGGAUCUGUCGGCAUCUGCACUGAAACUUUGUACGGUUCAUGCCGGCAUUGCUUGGAGUCACUGUUGAAUCUGUUCAGAUGUGCAUCCGAGCCUGGGUUUUCGCAUGAGCCUUUGGGAAGCAGAGAUCGAGUGGUGCGGCGGAUAUCUCUCGAGGUAGAUAAUCUCCUCUGGUUGGUUGAGAUUUUAGCAGUCAGGCAUGCAGCAGAUGAGUUCGCAUCGAUAUGGGCGAGCCAAGAUGAGCUCGCAGAGCUGCACUCGAAGCUGCCAACCAUGGCGCGUCACCAGGUGAGCUGCGUGACCUCCAGGAUCUUCGUCGCCAUCGGGAACCGGGAGAUGCUUCCUUCGAAGGAGACCCGCAAGCUGCUGCUACGUGUUUGGUUGCAGCCACUGAUCGAUGACUAUGGCUGGUUGCGGCGCGGUAGCAGCAGGUCGUUCGACCGGCACGCCGUGGAAGAAGGAAUUGACCGAACGAUUACGACGCUUCCCUUGGAGGAGCAGCAGAGCGUUCUGCUGUCCUGGUUGAGGAGCUUCUUGAAGGUCGGCGACGACUGCCCUAAUCUUCGGGGAGCUUUUGAGGUCUGGUGGAGGAGGACAUUCACGAUGCCUUAUGUCGAACACCUUGAAGGCAGUUUUCGAUCCGAGAAAGCCGGAGGCGGAAGAGGUUGUUUAGGUUUAGAUGCAUGAUUGAAGCUUAAGUCACAUAUGUGUAUGUGUGUGUGUGCGGAGAAUGUGAUCCGAGUGUGUGUUAUCGAUCAUGUUUGAUUAGUGUCCGAAUUGAUCAUCGAUCUAUAUAGAAUCGAAUUGAUUUAA